Phyllostomus discolor (pale spear-nosed bat) is the source of this 10884-nucleotide messenger RNA. It is a transcript of the gene CDK6, whose product is annotated as cyclin dependent kinase 6. Gene Ontology annotation, biological process: protein phosphorylation; signal transduction; G1/S transition of mitotic cell cycle. The coding region runs from base 1 to 849 and encodes 282 amino acids. The transcript has 7 exons. The record is from RefSeq and is a predicted model, not a curated record. NCBI's taxonomy places the organism in Eukaryota, Metazoa, Chordata, Mammalia, Chiroptera, Phyllostomidae. Gene Ontology annotation, molecular function: cyclin-dependent protein serine/threonine kinase activity; cyclin binding; ATP binding. Gene Ontology annotation, cellular component: cyclin-dependent protein kinase holoenzyme complex; nucleus; cytoplasm.
AUGUGUUUUGCCACCAAGUGCCCCUCUCCUGAACUUUUCAUAUUAAAGUGUCAGGUCCUGCUUAAUGCCAUCUACUCAAUCUCUCUCUUUUUUUCUUUUAGGUUAUUUGAUGUGUGCACCGUGUCACGAACAGACAGAGAAACCAAACUAACAUUAGUGUUUGAACAUGUUGAUCAAGACUUGACCACUUAUUUGGAUAAAGUUCCAGAGCCUGGAGUGCCCACGGAAACCAUAAAGGACAUGAUGUUUCAGCUUCUUCGAGGUCUGGACUUUCUUCAUUCUCACCGAGUUGUGCAUCGUGACCUAAAACCACAGAACAUUCUGGUGACCAGCAGUGGACAGAUAAAACUGGCUGACUUCGGCCUUGCCCGCAUCUACAGUUUUCAGAUGGCUCUUACCUCAGUGGUCGUCACGCUGUGGUACCGAGCCCCAGAAGUCCUGCUCCAGUCCAGCUACGCCACCCCCGUGGAUCUCUGGAGCGUUGGCUGCAUAUUUGCAGAAAUGUUUCGUAGAAAGCCUCUUUUUCGUGGAAGUUCAGAUGUGGAUCAACUAGGAAAAAUCUUGGACGUAAUUGGACUCCCAGGAGAAGAGGACUGGCCUAGAGAUGUGGCCCUUCCCAGGCAGGCUUUUCACUCAAAAUCUCCUCAGCCUAUUGAGAAUUUUGUAACAGAUAUUGAUGAACAAGGCAAAGACCUGCUUCUGAAGUGCUUGACAUUUAAUCCAGCCAAAAGAAUAUCUGCCUACGGUGCCUUGUCUCACCCAUACUUCCACGACCUGGAGAGGCGCAAGGAGAACCUGGAUUCCCACCUGCCGCCCAGCCAGAACAACUCGGAGAUGAAUACAGCCUGAGCGCCCAGCCACUGCCUUGAGCUGUUGACCCGGAGAACAACGUUGGUGGCUGAUGGGUCCUGCUGCAUAAGCCGCGCAGAGCUGUUGAAGAUCACUGGCUGGAGACCUGUCGGCUGCUGUCUCCUGGACGGCUCUGCUUCUCCACGGAAACCAACUGUUUACCAUUUGAAAUCAAUGCAAGAAUGAUUGCAGCUUUAUGUUCAUUCAUUUGUUUGUCUGUCUGUUUGUUUGUUUCAAAAACCUGGAAAAAUUCCAGAAGAGAAGCUGCUGACCAAUUGUGCUGCCAUUUCAUUUUUCUAAUCUUGAAUGCUGCCAAUGUAAAGUGAGCAAUCCAGGCACAGCUGAGUUAUGAUGUAAUCUCUCUGCAGCUGCCGGAGCCUGAUUUGGUACUUUUGAGUGAGCGUGUGUGAGUGAGUAUGUGUGUGAUUCUUGAUCUCUUAAAAGUGUUACUUUCUGUAAACAGCAAGAAUAAUUGAAUUUUAGAGACUCAGAGACCCAUAAAUAACAGGCAUCUGUUGACUGAAGCUGAUUCGCCAGAAUGGGCUUCUCAAAUUAGAAAGUUGAGCCUAUGUCCUCAGAAUUCCUCUUCCAGCCAAAAGUAGUAAAUUUGUUAGUAGUAAAAGUUACACUGUCUAGAUGAAGUUUUGUACACGCAGCAAAGAGAAAAAAAUUCUAGAAUCUUUUAAGAGACCUAUUUUUUAAAGCACACAUCCUAUUUACUCUUCAAAAAGCGGAAUUUAUUCAUUCUAAGUAAAUUUUAACCUGUAUAUUACACUUUAUUGUUCCUUUUGAAGAAAAAAUACCCGAUAAGCUCUUUCUUACCUAGCCAUAUAGAUUUAGGGAGUAUACCUCAAGUAGAUAAAAUUGUCCAAAAAAAAUAGAGAAAGCAUUUAUUUCUUGGUUUUUAAAUUUAUUUCCUUUGUGUUGUUUCUGUUGUUUUGUUUUUGAUUUUAGCAAUUUGUCAGAAACUGUUUCCUGGUUUGGUUUGGAGAGUAGUUCUCUGACUAGAGGCAGGAAUGCCGUUUAAGUUUUCCCCACCUAUUACACUGUACUUCUUCCACAAUGCACUGCCUGUCUUCAAAGCAUCCGUCUUGUCCGUCCCCCAGUGCCUCCAAUAUAUAGUGCUGCCAGUACAUAGCUAAUAACAGAUUACUUAAGCUGUUUGCACUCUCUCUCUCUCUCUUUCAAUGAACGUUUCGUAAAUAGAUUCAGACUAUGGGUUAAGGCUGCAAUUCCAUGAUCCUUACAGGAUCUCCUACGUUCUCGCUCUAAAGCCGUCUUCCUACCUGGCGUUCAGUGUCGUUACCUAGGCAAGGAGCAUAGAAGACUGGUUCUUCUGUAUCACCAGCAGAUAAGAUUGCUUUAAACUGUUAACUGUGUUUUACGUUUUCACUGAAUAUAUUGUCAAUGUAGUGUCUAAGGGAUAUCUUUAACUGUUUUUUAGAAAUCAGUAACUACUCUACAGGAUGAUCUUUCCCCCUCCCCCAGGCUAUGCUCCUUCAGGUGCCUUGCGCGCGUAUUCCUGCUCUCCGCAGAGCCAGCCUGACUCGGGCAUUGUGAACAGCUUUACUUCUUAUCUUGCCAUUUUCUCUAUAGUGCUUUGUAUUCCAUACCAUCUCUGCCUUCCUGAUGUGUGAUUAGUGCUGUUUUGGCUCUAAGAACCACAAGACACAGAGAUCAAGUAUGUUUAGGGAAUUUUACUGGCUUUGCCUUAUGACUCACAUUUUGAGUUCAUGCAACAGUUAGUCAUGCAACAGUUAGGGUCAGGGUUUUCAAGAAUGGAUGUUGCUUCGCUCAGAAGAAAAUGUUGCAGCUAGUGUUUAUUAUAUAUAAAAAUGUUUAUGCCUAGUCAAGCCUUACUGAAUUCUUCACAGCUUAAUAUUGUAUAUGACUAUCUUGAACGGGAGAAAAAUUAGGAGACUUUUCUCCAUGAGAGCUUCUUGGGUCAGGAACCAUUCAUUUUUAAUACAUACAUUGUUUAACAUUGCUCUGAUUCAGUAACUUGAAGAGCAGGAAAAUUUGUGUAAAGCAAGAAACAGAUGAGAAGACAGGCCAUAAGAAUGUUUUAUACUUUCUUUAUUGUGACACCAUCAUGUUUUGUCAUCACUGUAAAUGCUUGAGAUAUAGUGAAUCCAGAGGGUGUAGGGCAAGGUGUAUUCGAAGUCUGCCCUGGAAACGUGAGUUCUGCCUUUCCUACGAUUGGGGGAAAAAUACAAAGACCUUUUUGCAGACUUCUAGAAACUGAAUUUUAAGACUCACCGCACUGAUUCAUCAUGAGCUUUUUGAUUAGUAUCCAUGGCUAGCGUGAACCUAACUAGAGUUUUUGCUUUUGCAAAAGUUUUAAGUUUGUUUGAGAAAAAUGCAGCUGUCUCUAAACUGGAAUUUUUUUUUUCAGUGUUCUUUAGAAUUUUAAACAUAAGAGCUCAACUUUUAUGUCUAGCAUAUGCUUUGGGUGCAUUUUUUUAGUAGUGUUUAAAAGGAAAACUUAAAGCACAAACAUUUUGUGCUUUUAGAUACUUGGCUAAUUGUCCCCUGGGAGGCAGAAUGAGAGGGCAUCUCAGCCUCUCUGAACUUGUUACGAGUCUGUCCCCAGCUCUUCAUUGUUGUGACUUGUGACACUUAAGUGAUUACUUUCUUGUUUUAUGUCAUUUAUAUGAGGCUCAAUGCUUCUGAAAUCCAGAUCCCACACAAGCACACUUGCUCUUAGGACUCUUUGAAGCAUACCGUAGAAUACAAAGUUACUAGACACAGCUUCUUCUUCUGUGACAUAUGUUUUCAAACAUCUUUGCCAAAAAGCUAGGUAGAUGGUUAGCUGAAAAGGUGAGACUGCUCCAGAGUUAUACUGAAGUAGCUUAUAGCAGUAAAAAUACGGUGACAGAUUUAAAACACAUUUGAAUUUCUUUGUAGGACAGGUCCAAGAAUGGGCAUGAUAGUUCCACUGUGAUAUUCCUCCCUGGCAGCCCAGGCAUUGUGGGAACUGUUGUGCAGAGUGAAGCUGUAAAAACCUAGUUUAAAAAGAGUAAAGGAGAAACCUGCCCAUUUAGGCAUUGUAGCAAUUGUGUGGCAGAGGGUAAUAAAGACCUAACCUUAGAACCUUAGAAACACAAUUUCUAAGAGCUUAUAAGAAUCCAGUGGGUUGGAGCUACCCACUUCAUCUCUCUUUUGAAGUGAAUGGGAACUCAGAGAGCAAAGAACCUGUUUUGGAAGAAAGCUCUGGGCCAUUCAGCCCCCUGUACUCCUGACUUUUAUCUAAGGAAACACACUGUGAAUGACAGACUUUUCAUUCAGCCCCAGGUGACUUACUAAAAAUAGUUCAAAACAUUCACCUAAGAAUAGAACCUUGGCCUUUUAAAGUAAAAAUGAAAAUUUCAGAAUGUACAGGAUGUUAAUAUCUUAGAGAAAACUUGCUCCUUAUAAUAGAGUGAUUAUAGUUUGACUCCUGAGUGUAGUACUGUCCAUAAUGAUGAGGAAAAAAAUUGUACCAAACAUUUUAAAUCUUAAAUUAUGUAUUUAAGUUGAGCUUUUAACUAACUAUAACUGCUUCUCCUAAAAGUAGUGCCUAUAAAAGUCAGCAAUGGCUUCCAUUCUGGAAAUUAAAUCAUAUAAGCCUCCCAAUAUCACAAACAUUAAAAUUCUUCUCUCCAAAGAAUUUCUUUUAAGUGACAGCUUGACUAUUUUUAUGAUAAGCACAGGAGAGUGUCCCACAUCUUCCAAAAGCAGGCUUUUGUUGCAUACUUGGGUCUAAGGAAGCAUAAUGUUAAAAGUUAACAAGCCCCUGUAAUUACUUCAUUGUGUUAGUGUAGAGAUUGGAAGAUUACUUCAGAAAGAAAAUAUUGACAUAUUAUAAAUUCUUAAAUAGUGAUAGGAUUCAAAAGAAUGCAAACUUUACAUUGUGACACAUAAAAAUAAUGUAUUUGAUGAAAAGGAAGAUGCUACAUAAUUUCUAAAUCUUUGAAAACCAUAAAAAAACAGCAGGCAAUCGAUCAAGGAAAUUCUAGAGAAAACAAAGGUAUUCAAAGAUGGAUAAUUCAAGGUUAAAUAUAUUUUGAAGGCUAUAUCUUUUACUAACAGAUACAUUGUAAGAAUUUAUAUUGAAGUCAUCUGGCAGCUAAGAACUUGAUACAUUCAAAAGUAAAUCUGACAGAGAAGCCAUUACAUGCAAUUACCAUUCCAGAGUUUGAGCUGAGCAAACUGAACCAUCUGUAUUCCUUUCUCAUUCCACAGACAGAAGCAACCAUGUGAAGGUUAUGCAAGUUUAAGAAUGUUCCCUUUUUUGGAAAAGUAAAUUUUAUAAAAGCGUGUGUUUCCUUUGCCACCGGUAUUUUUGCAAAAUUUGAAACCCAAACCAUUGGUCAUGAGCACAGGCAUUCAGUGCAUUCACAUACAUGGUUAGGAGGGUAGCCACACAUUACUUCCCCACAGGGAGAGCUUCCUGGGGCUCCCCGAAACCCAUCAAGACCUGUCAGGUCCUCAGAUCACUGGUAAUGGUGUUUCCCUCAGAAGCAGGAGAAAGCAGUUUCUUCUCGAUGCAGUUUUCAACCUAGUUUUGUUAGAUACCUAUAUCUCAAGCAUUUCUAAUGUACUUUUUCAGGAAAUACAUAAAAAAAUAUUCUUUUGGCCCUUUUUUCUUUUCUGACUUUUGUAAACAACAAAAUAAGGAGACUUCUGAUUUUAAAUCUUUUUUCUCAAUUAGUUUUUUUAGUGAAGUACAAAUGGGCUUUUCAAAAUGAUUUCUAUUUCUUCGCAGUCCCAGGGAGUUAAUUCAGAUAAGUGAAUGGACUUCCACCAUCAUGUCUGUUUCCUUUAUACUGGUGCUCUGGCCUUCAAGAAGAAAUCGAGAGCCACCUGAAAAUAAAUACAGACUUUUUGCACGUAUCAACUUAAAUUCUGUUACAAUAAUUGGAAGUUAAUAUGGUAGGAAAAAGAGGUGCAAAGACCUGUUUUAAAAUUCACACUGUUCUGAGAUGAGCGUUCUUGUUUUAUUCCAGUAUGUUCCACAAGGUGGCACCGUCGUGGCCGGGGUGGUCUGAGCUAGGCUGAUGAGGUAUUUCUGAAUGCUUCAUUCUGACUUUAUUUUUCUGCACAUACUUAACUCUUGCCUAGCACUUGUGUUUUUAGGCUAAUAGUCUUCAUAUCAUUCUUUAACUUAGAUAUUUUAGUUAGCUAGGUUCUGAACGAUUGUCUGUAAUUGUUCUUAAGAGAUAGAUAAUACACUCAUUUUUAUCAUUUAAGUGUGCAAAGAAAGCCUAGGUAUUCAUUUAUUUAAGAGACAUUUUUUGAGGUUCCUAAUUACCUCACUUUUCUAGGUGCAGAAGUUUCAAAGAUGGACGGGCUUAUCGCUAAAAUGGCCUCACUCAGUUUUGUUAGAAGUGUGCAACUCCGCCAGUGCCCCCUCCCCCCACCCCAGCACCAAACCCUCAUCUGCUGCUUUCACAUCCCUACGUUCCCGACCCUGAGGGCCUUCUGGCAUGGAUUACAUUUUUAAUCCCAAUUUAAAAUUCAGAUGAGCAAAAUAAGUAACAUAUCCGUCAUUAAAUAGCAAAGUAAUUUUUUUUCUAAAGAAUUGUCUCUGCUGAAACACAGCCCUGAAAUACAUAUUUGUAUCAUCAGAAGUGUACUUCCACAAGAAAUUACAAUUUUUUUUUAAUUUUAGCUAAACAAAGUUUUUACUUUAAAACAAAGUCUUUAAUUUCUCCAUUCGUGAAGUUCGUGGCAACUUUAUUGUAGAUACAGAUACCCAUAUACUCAUGUUUUCAUUCACAGGUCUGCUCAGAGAGAGACUCAUUAACCCCCAGAUUUCAGUUAGUUUUAGAAGUCACUCUCCUCAGUAGUGUCACUAAAAUUUAGGAGGAAGGAAACUACAGUAUUUUUCAGAGUUUCCUUAGCAGAGCAUAACAGAAGGCAGUUCAUUCUUAAGGAGUGACGGAAACUCCAUAGUGCCUGGUUAACUUUUCUAAAGAGGAACCAGCAGGCCAGUCUCAGUAAUUCAUACUGAGUCACAAAGUACCAGGCACAGCAGGGGCUGUCAAAAAAACGGCGUCGGCCGCAUCCCUCUGCUUAAAUUUUCAUGGAAGCAGGUUACAGUUUAAGGCUGAACUCAAACCACGAGUUGUUAUCAGUUGGGCCAGUCUGAAUUCCAUUUUCUCCUGUUAAAACUUCAGUCCGAAAACCUCCCCGGUGGCGUCACCGUCACCGGCCCCUUUGGCAGUGGAGUGGCAGGGGGCGGAGCUGGCUGGGACCGGCCGCAGCUCACCUGUAAGUGCUGAAACGUGUUUGGACCCGGCGGGAACCUCUCCCGAGGUCCACGUGCCCUGCUGCUGUCUCUGAGGCAUCUGUUCAGCAAUCUGAGGACGUAAAGUGUCCCUAGACGCAAACGGGUGUCUUGUGUGCAUAUAUGAGCACAACGCAACUCGAAAGUUCAGGUGACUAAGAGAUGCUGCUCUGUAAGAGGCUGUCAGGCAUCUCUCAAGCUCUAAGCUCAGUUUUGUUUUGUUUUGUUUAGAUAUGUAUAAUUACAGGAAAGAUUUUUUUUAUUUUUUUAUUUUCUAUCAUGCUACAUAUAUGAUGGCAAAAGAUAUGCCUGGAAAAGAUGUGUUUUGAAAUUUUGUUUUCUGCUUCAUCCUCAGUUGGCAAAAGCUCCUAAUUGUUUUGUUCCUAAUUUUUUUCUUUGUCAAGUAAUUAAAGGUAUAUAAGCAAAUUAUCUCAUGUAGUAGAGGAUUUUCCUGUUUAGAAGAACUUCUGUGUGAAUUUUUUCUCUAAGCAGAUAAUCAACCCUUCUCUAUUUUAGGAGUUUGGAUUGUCAAAUGUAGGUUUGUUUAAAGGGGCACAUAACUACAUACUACUCCAAGAACUGUGACUGUAGCACUAAUCAGCAGGUAUAGAGACACACAGUUACUUAAUUUCUAACUCUCUGUGGUUUCUAGCCAAAAUCCAUUCACGUACUUAGGUUACAGUCCUAAAGAUACCCUUUAUACCCUCACUUGAAAGUUUCUAAUUUUAAGGUUUAUGAAAUGCAAUAAUAUGUAUUACUUAGCAAUAGUUCUGUGCUCACCAGCAACUCUGCAUGUGUCCUUGAAGUCUCUGAAUAAUGAAAAUAGACAACAGCAAUAUUACAUUUCUUGAACCACCCCCCCAGUACAUUAUAUAUCUUCUCAUUUCGGUCCUGUGUUUGCAACAAUUUUUACAUAACUAUUAUAAUUCCUCACUUACUUUGCAAUCAUUUAUUUUGCUAUAACAAGUAAUACAUUAGUACAUAGAGUGAAUAGCAUCAGCUACUCCCAGGCACUUAACAAGUUGGGGAAUAUCUAUUUCAAGUUUUUCUACAUUUGCAUAAAUUAUUUCUAUUAUUAUUCAUUUAUAUUAUUUAUUUCUGUAUCACACUAGUCCUGUGAAAGUGUAACUGAGGCAGACUGCAUUAGGAUAUCCGUUUAACGUUCAUUAUCACGGUCUUGACAGAGUUAAGGAAAUGAAAAUUAGACUAAACCCCCAAAUAAGCUACAUGCAUUUUAACAUGAUAGUAGAACUUCAGUCUAUAGAUAUAGUAUUUUUGUGUCUAGGUGUUUUAAUUAUCAUUAUAUAAAGGAAUUAAAGCAAAGGGCUUUGUAGUUGUCAAAUAUGCAUAUAAUAUAGUGAGGAAAUACAAUAAAAUAAAAACUAUAGCUAGAAAAGCAUCAUAUACUGCCUUACUUUAGGUGCUCUGCCAGGUGCCCGUCGGCGUAGAUGCCAGGCAGAGACAGUAGGUGCCUGGGCAGUGCCCCUUGUCUGGCCUUGAGAAGACGCUUCCCCCGCGUGACCGAGAGCCCGCGAAGGUAGUGUGUGCAGCAGUGGGAACAGGUGGUGCUGUUGAAAGGAGAGCAGUGGGAGUUUUCUGCAGAAGCAGAACUGUCAUCUUGUGCCUUGAGGCUUCCAGAACGUGUUAGAGGGAGAACUCUUAAGUCUCCGUGCUUCACACAACUUGGUUUUGUACAGAAGCAAUCCAGUCUGGUAAUAAAAACAAGGACUGAGUGUGCAAUAGUCAACAGUGGGAUUUUAACAACCAGCACUUCCCCACAACCUGAAAAGCUUGUUGCAUUUCUGGCAUUUUAGGUUUUGAUCUGAAGGUUAAAUGGCAAGUGUUUGGUCUAGAAGAGCAGUAUGUGUUAAGAAAAGCACAGUAUCGGUUCCCGUAGAGUGCAGGUCAGACCUAGAGGGUCUUUUGGGAUCAUCCUUUCUGAGAUGUGUAAAAUGUAGCAGUGUUUCUGCAUUCCUGUAGGGCCUAGUUAAAACUUUCCUCUAGGUUUCAGCAAGGAUGUCACACCCAGUGAGCUUUUCUCUUUUGAUUUAUAAUAGAAAAUGUUGUAAAAGGGGGGGGGGGUCUGAAUUUGGACUUCUGAUUUGUUGGUUUCUGUGUUUGAAAUCACAGUUCUGGAGAUGCAGAGAUUGUGCGUGUGCACGUCAGAUAUGAAUCUAGACGUGGAUCAGCCCAGCAUCACCAGUACUCACCCAUCCCCAGCAUCUCCACCUCCCUCCCCCUGAGGUGCUCCCUGCCCCCAUCCGGGCCAGUUCAUGUGGUGCUCUCCAUCCUCCUCUGCUACUCUUUGGGCAUCAGGGACGUGAUGAGAGAUCCUCUUGGCAUCACUAGUGUGCUCAGGCUUGGCUACCACCCAUACUUGACCUUGGGCUGGCCAUGGUCAUCAAGAGAAGGUUCCUGGUGCUAGGGACAAACAACACCAAUCACAAAUGCCCUCUAGCAUUUUUGUAUAUAUCUUUGAUUUUUAAACCAAGUCAUUCUAUGGAGCAUUCAGUUUUGGUUGUGGUACAAAGAGAAAAACUAAGCAAGAAUACAAACCACAUUUCAGGCUGCUGUUUUCUGUCCAUUUACAGGCUAUACUUUUACUGAAUUUCUUCAUACUUGAAACUCAUUCCGCUAUUUUAAUGUCAGGGUACAGACUUAUAAGGGUGCAUGUCCCUUAAAGGUGCAGAAUUACUUGCAUUCCGUUUGCUCAUAUUGCUCCAGAUGUUCUGUUUUGGUGCUUUGGGUUCAACAGGUCAAAGAAGCAGUGUGGAAAUGUACUGCCUGAAACAGUCUUACAAGAAUGUUGGCAGAUGGUUUGAUGUUAGAUUUGACUUCUGCUUCUCUCUGUACACAAGACUGAAGAGUUACCACACUGGCCUGGCAGGUUCACCUGGGUAUCCUUCCUCACAGGUGCAUAAACCCUGUGUUAUCCCAAAGAGGGAGGGCAGCACAGCUCUAUGAAGGCAGGGAAUCUGCCCACGUAUCCGGAUCAUUUAGCCUUCAGAGAAAAAUGGCCUCAGGGGUAGACAAGCGCAGAAUGGGGAGGACGUCUCACUCUAGCCGCCAUCCCUCCACUCCAUACGGAAAACUCUCCUGAGGCAAAAAAAAAAAAAAAAAAAAAAUUAAAAAGCUUAUCUGUAGAGUUAGCCCCUUCAUGGCACCCUGAGCUGAAUGAUCUCGCUUCCUCCCCUAUAGGUAGAUGAACAUACAGGUCAGUUAAUCUAGACUCUUCCCACCUGAAAAAGAAAAUUAAAAAGUAGGUGUUUGUGUAGUGUGAAAUAUGUAAGGCGCUGACCACCAAAACUUAUAUUAAAUGUCCCACCACUAGGAAUCUGUUUUUGAAAAUAGCUCAAGUAAAGGAUACUUUAUGACCCCGGGGUUUCUGAGGUCAGAGGUUGCCAUUCUAGCAUGCGCCUUACUCUGAGAUGUACUCGGAGAGAGGACAGAACUGCCAACAGUGACCACCGCGGCGGCCAAGGUAACAUGUCAGAAAAUUCAGAGGGUUACAGAUCCAUAAUCCUUUGGAAACUGGAUGUCUUACUGGGUGCUAGAAUGCAAAUUUAGGUAUUUAUUGUCAGGUAAUCGAAAUUUAUUGUUUUUUUUUUUUAAGAAUUGGUGUUAAAAUGUCACUGUCCAGUUCAUUGUUUUCACAUAUACACAAGCUAAACCGAAGCAAAAAGAAAUAAUCGUUUGUAUAUUUGUCAUGCUUUUUGUAUCUCUUACAGUAAGAAUAUUGGUAGCAAAUAAAAAUAAUAAAACCA